Molecule: messenger RNA, 1314 nt
Organism: Penicillium subrubescens
Lineage: Eukaryota; Fungi; Ascomycota; Eurotiomycetes; Eurotiales; Aspergillaceae
Product: putative MFS monocarboxylate transporter
Exons: 3
Coding region: 1-1314 (437 amino acids)
Biological process (GO): transmembrane transport
Cellular component (GO): fungal-type vacuole membrane
Molecular function (GO): transmembrane transporter activity
Source: RefSeq, a predicted model, not a curated record
AUGACUGAGAAGGCGACGACACCCGAAUAUGAAGCCGAUAAUGUACCAACGGUCGCGGAUCAGGAUCAGUCUAACCAACUGAGCCAUGAUGCGGCCAAGCGGAGAAUUAAUGGCGGGACGUUGGCAUGGUUGAAUGUUCUGGCUGGAUUCUGCGUUUUUGUAAAUUCCUGGGGAGUUUUGACUACUUUUGGCGCUUUUCAAGAGUACUAUCAGACUGACCUGCUCCGCGGUCAAUCGCCCUCGGCCAUUUCCUGGGUGGGCAGUAUUCAAGCAACUUUAAUCCCCAUGGUCGGUUUAGUGUCGGGGCCAUUGGUUGACUCUGGAUAUCUGCGCCCGUUGAUGAUUUCGGGAAGCUUCCUCACAGUCUUUGGAUUAAUGAUGACGAGCCUUGCCACGAGGUACUAUCAGGUCCUCCUAGCGCAAGGCUUCUGCGUCGGAAUGGGUGGUGGAAUUAGCUAUAUCCCCGCGUUGACUAUGAUUUCAACGAGUUUUACCACCAAACGGCCAAUCGCCGUUGGUAUAGCAUCAAUUGGCUCCAGUGUCGGUGCUGUCAUCUUCCCGGUCAUGUUCCGCCAGCUGCAGCCCAAGGUUGGCUUUCCCUGGGCAGUCCGAAGCAUUGGUUUCGUGACUCUUCUCAUGGCCAUCGUCGCAUGCGCCAUUCUAUGCCGCCAACCGGUCCUGAAAACACGAGCACGAAGUCUGAUCGACUGGACUGCUUUCCGAGAGGUGCCCUUUAUGCUUUUCUCGGUCUCUUUGACGUGUGUGAUGCUGGCGUAUUAUGUGCCUAUCUUCUACGUCGCCUCCUACGCUCGCACUGUGAUUCAUACAACAACAAGCCUCUCAUUCUAUAUGGUUGCGAUUGUCAAUGGAACCUCCGUGAUCGGCCGAGUUGUUCCUUACCUUCUCGUGGCCUACGUCAAACCAAUUACAAUCGUCGUUUUCGGUGUUCUGGGUUCAGCCAUUGCCAUGUUCACCUGGAUUGCGGUAUCUAAUAUCCCAGGUUUCAUCGUUUGGGCUUGCUACUGGGGUAGCUUGAGUGGUAUCCUUGUUACUGGGCCAACUUCUAUUGUUGCCCAUCCAGUUUUCUGUCCAGAUGUCAAAUACACGGGAACUCGUCUGGGUAUGAUGUGGGGGAUAUCUUCUUUCGGUGCUCUAGCUGGGACACCGGUCGCGGGUGCAUUGGUCAACUUGGAUACUGCAAAUUUUCUGCAUGCUCAGAUCUUUGCCGGGUGUGUGAUGGUGGGUGCUGUUCUGUUGCAACUAUGGCCUGCCUUUAAGGUGAUGCAAUGCGAUCGAAGUCAUCCACGUAAAUAG